UUAAGGGAUAUGGGUCUGAUGAUUCAAGGAAUAGAAAAAGGAGGAAGAGUUUUUAAAGAUGGACGCUUAAAAGAAGAAGAUAAAAUUGUGGAAAUCAAUGGUCUAAGUCUUCUUCAUGAAACAUUUAAACGCGCUCAAGGAAUAUUCCGAGAAGCCAUGAAGACAAAAGAAUUACGGUUACGGGUGAAAAAAGCGGCACCACCGCUACCUUCCAAACCUCCACCAUUGCUUCCGAAACCUAAAAAUCAUUCCCCAUUGAAACCAUCACCAUUAACCUUGACUUCAAAUAGUCAAGAUCAACCAUUCUCAAGUGAAACUAAACUGGACGCUAACGCAAACAAUAUGACCGUCAAGCCAAAUUCUUUGCCAUUAGAUAAAGUGCCCAAUAUAACAUCAGAGACCCCUCCAUCCCCAACAAAAAAGACCCCACCAGCAGUGCCUGUUCGCCAUCCAUCAACAUCCUUAUCCCAUGAAAAUAAAGAUCAACAUACCUUCAUAGCACCAACCAAUACAAGGAAAAUUGGAAAACGGAUAAAUAUUCAGCUUAAAAAAGGAGAGCUUGGCUUAGGAUUUAGUGUGACCUCCAGAGACAACAUGACUGGUGGUGAAAUACCAAUUUAUAUUAAAAAUAUUCUGCCACAGGGAGCAGCUAUAGCUGAUGGUCGCCUUAAACCAGGAGACAGACUGCUUGAGGUAAACAGUGAAGGUAUGACUGGAAAAUCUCAAUCAGAGGCUGUAGCCUUUCUUCGUAAAAUACCUAAAAAUAGCAUCGUGGAGUUAGUUGUAUCCAGACAGGAACUGGAGACAACCAAUGAAAACAAAGAAAAUAUUGAGAAUAUUUCGGCAACGGAAGUGGUAUGUUUUUCAAAAACUGAUUCAGAAGAUGAAAGCACAAUCACAAAUUUAGUGAACUCAGAAGUCAUACUACUAGACAUUCCGUUAAAUAAUUCCGAGGCAACAGGACUGGGCGUCAGUGUCAAAGGAAAGUCUAUUUCGACCCCCCAGGGCACUAAAGAUUUGGGAAUAUUUAUCAAAUCAGUGAUGCCUGGGGGUGCUGCAUUUAAGGAUGGCCGUUUGAUCAUGAACGAUCAGCUAUUAGAAAUAAAUGGUGAAAAAUUAGUGGGUUUAACCAACAUUAAAGCUAUGGAAAAAUUGCGUAAUGCGAUGCAAAGUGAGGGACCCAUACCUGGACAUACAUUCCUUUCAGUGGCCAGAAAAAUUGGCGCUCCCUCACCCUUUUCACAAGGGGAUCAAAAUGUGGUGACUGACUCGACAGAACUUGUGAUGCAAGGUGUAAACAGUGCUUUAAAAAAUAAGGGAGAUAACUCUCAAAUUCCAGUGACUUCAGACCGCAAUAAACCCCUCAAUCCAAUUCUGGAUAGACUUAUGGGUAAUACAAACAGUCCAGUGCCAGGUGGUUUAAGAAAUGAAUCGUACACACGAGCGACUCAGGAUAGUUUUUUGAACGACAGCAAAGACGCAAUUGAUGGGGGACCACCUCAAAAUUCUGUGUCCAGUAAAGUCAAAUUGUUUCAAGCACCGACUGUCCAUCCUAGACAUCAGGAUGAAGUCAUCAUUGAGAAUGAUGCCUAUUCGUUGCCCAGAGUAAGUUCACAUCGUAGUUCAGAUUACCUCAAGAUGUUUUGUGUUUUUCAUAUUGAAAAUGAUGCCUACACAUUGCCCAAAGAUCUAUGUAUCUGCAUUAGCAAGUUGCUUUGA
Molecule: messenger RNA, 1719 nt
Organism: Lottia gigantea (owl limpet)
Lineage: Eukaryota; Metazoa; Mollusca; Gastropoda; Lottiidae
Exons: 6
Biological process (GO): establishment of centrosome localization; establishment or maintenance of epithelial cell apical/basal polarity; intracellular protein localization
Cellular component (GO): cell cortex; adherens junction; apical plasma membrane
Molecular function (GO): protein binding; phosphatidylinositol binding
Source: RefSeq, a predicted model, not a curated record